GGGAAGCGCAUCCUCAGAGAUCUGCAGGAAACAUGAUCAUCAGGGGAGCAUAAUUCUUCGGCUGCGGUCAGAUGAUUCGACAACUUCGUGGGUUUUGCGUUAUUCUCCAAAGGACAUAACAGCAAAGCCAUCUAGACGUCGGGUCCGUGCAGGAAAGUGACAAGCCGACAUCAUCAGCCCGCUGCGCCGUGUGAGGCGAGGUCACCGCAGAGUACCACGCUUUCCAGGUUAUUGAUGUCCCAGAGAGGAUGUGAGUAGGAAAAAGACUGAGGGUAGAAAACCCCGAUAAGUUCAUCCAGGAAAGGAACUGGGACCACAUGGCUGCUAUGGACUGAAGGGUCAGCUGAUACCAGAUCACACUGGCUUGCUUGGACGUUGACAAUGGUGUUGUUUCUGGUUGGGAUCUCUAUUGCUGUGAAUAAUUCAUCUCAUGAGAACCAAACUGCAGAAAAACCCACCCAUCAGGGUGCCCAUGUGCUGCCCUCGACACUGGUCAUAUCCCUGCUUCUCAUCAUUGUUGUCCUGCUGACAAUCUAUUGUCUGAGGUUCAAAAACCACAGGAAAGCUCUAGUUACCUCGGUGGAUAAAAAGAUUCCAAAUGGCUUCAUGGAGGAACAAGGAGAGCAGACAGUGGUCCUCCUCCCCAGAUCUCCCUCGCCAUCCAAGAGGUACUUCCCCAUCCCUGUGGACUCACUGGAGGAGGAGUACCGGAUACGCUCUGCAGACGACGGGAAGCUCUUCAGAGAAGAGUUCAAUUCGCUGCCAUGUUACUAUCACCACGGGUCCUUUGAGGAGGCGAGCCGAGAGCACAACAGAGAGAAAAACAGAUACCCAAACAUUUUACCAUAUGAUCAUUCAAGAGUGAUGUUAAGUCAUCUUGAUGGACAUCUGUGUUCAGACUACAUAAAUGCAUCCUACAUAGAUGGUUAUAAAGAGAAGAGCAAAUUCAUUGCAGCUCAAGGACCAAAGCUUGAGACUGUAGCUGACUUCUGGCGGAUGAUUUGGGAACAGAAAACGUCAACUAUAGUAAUGCUGACAAAUCUGAAGGAAAGGAAGGAGGACAAAUGUUUUCAGUAUUGGCCAGAAAAAGGCUGCUGGAUGUACGGAAAUGUCAGGGUGGCAAUGGAGGACUUCACGGUACUGGUGGACUACACCAUUAGAAAAUUUUGUGUUCAAUAUCAGGGCAGUGAUGGUCCCCGAGCUACCCGGCUGGUCACCCAGCUCCACUUCACCAGCUGGCCAGACUUCGGAGUGCCAUUCUCACCCAUCGGCAUGCUGAAAUUCCUCAAGAAGGUCAAGGCUGUCAAUCCAUCAUAUGCUGGACCCAUUGUUGUGCACUGCAGUGCCGGGGUGGGGAGGACUGGGACGUUCAUUGUCAUUGACAGCAUGAUCGACAUGAUGCACAUGGAACAGAGGGUGGAUGUCUUUGGCUUUGUGAGCAGAAUACGAGAACAGCGCUGUCAACUCAUCCAGACAGAUAUGCAGUACUCCUUCAUCUACCAGGCUCUGUUGGAGUACUAUCUGUAUGGAGACACGGAGCUAGAUGUGUGUUCUCUGGAGGGCCAUCUGCAGAGGCUUCACAACACCAGGGCUCCCCACGACAGGCUGGGCCUGGAGGAGGAGUUCAGGAAGCUGACCAACGUUCGCAUAAUGAAGGAGAACAUGAGAACUGGGAACCUUCCUGCCAACAUGAAGAAGAACCGUGUGCUUCAGAUCAUUCCGUAUGAUUUCAACCGAGUAAUACUCUCAGUGAAAAGAGGACAGGAGUUCACUGACUACAUCAAUGCCUCCUUUAUUGAUGGCUACAGGCAGAAGGACUAUUUUAUCGCAACCCAGGGCCCCCUGUCUCACACAGUGGAGGACUUCUGGAGGAUGGUGUGGGAGUGGAGGUGUCAUUCAAUCGUUAUGCUCACCGAACUCAAAGAGAGGGAGCAGGAAAAGUGUUUCCAGUAUUGGCCAUCAGAGGGCAGUGUAACAUUUGGAGAUUACACUGUGGAGCUAACUGGAGACACGCUGUGUGAAACCUUCACUCUCAAAGACAUGGUGCUAACUUACAGACCAGAAAAGCAGUCACAACAUGUCCGGCUCUUCCACUUCCACGGAUGGCCUGAGAUCGGAAUCCCAGCCGAGGGAAGAGGGAUGAUUGACAUUAUUGCCGCUGUGCAGAGGCAGCAGCAGCAGUCUGGAAACCGUCCCAUAAUUGUGCACUGCAGUGCUGGUGCGGGUCGGACCGGUACCUUCAUUGCCCUCAGUAACAUUCUGGAGAGGGUGAAAGCUGAAGGCCUCCUGGAUGUUUUUCAGACAGUCAAGAGUUUACGCAUGCAGAGACCACACAUGGUUCAGACUAUGGAGCAGUACGACUUCUGCUACAGAGUGGUUCAGGAUUUUGUUGACAUCUUCUCAGACUACGCCAAUUUUAAAUAAAGAAAAAUACUGUUCUGUAUAUGUCUGUCAAAUAACAUAUGCAUUUUUUUCCUGAAUGUUAUUUUCUAAAGCAACCUCUUUUUACAUUUUGCACUUACAGAUAGAAAAAAAUGUUGCAACAUACUGUAAUAUAAUUGAAAACAUCUGUGCUCCACGAGAGUCUGUCUUUUUCAGGAGUGCGUGAUUUUCGAGUAUUCCAAUGUAAAAUAUAGAAAUUAUAGUGGUUUACAUUAACGGCUGGUUGGGUUCUUGAUGUAAAAAAUAAAUAAAUAAAAGUAAGUCUUAAUUAAA
Micropterus salmoides (largemouth bass) is the source of this 2715-nucleotide messenger RNA. RefSeq names its product receptor-type tyrosine-protein phosphatase epsilon-like. The record is from RefSeq and is a predicted model, not a curated record. The coding region runs from base 382 to 2424 and encodes 680 amino acids. Gene Ontology annotation, molecular function: protein tyrosine phosphatase activity. NCBI's taxonomy places the organism in Eukaryota, Metazoa, Chordata, Actinopteri, Centrarchiformes, Centrarchidae. The transcript is spliced from 21 exons. Gene Ontology annotation, biological process: protein dephosphorylation.